Messenger RNA from Puccinia graminis f. sp. tritici CRL 75-36-700-3, 1890 nucleotides. RefSeq lists its product as uncharacterized. The record is from RefSeq and is a predicted model, not a curated record. The coding region runs from base 1 to 1890 and encodes 629 amino acids. The transcript is spliced from 3 exons. Lineage: Eukaryota; Fungi; Basidiomycota; Pucciniomycetes; Pucciniales; Pucciniaceae.
AUGAAUGAGGAAAAUAAUUAUCAUUCGCAUCCAGAAAAACGAUUGAAAGUUCAGCUAGUGAGCAAUCCGCGAACUGCGAAUUUGUUACAGCAAUUCCAACUGAGCGUGACACCGGACUUACUCUCAAGCUCGCACUUUCCAGCUAUUUCCAGGGGUUCCAUCGUGGAAAAAUAUCCAUUUCCACAUUCUCGCGUGGAAGAACUGAUACUACCUGGUUCAUCAGGCGACGCUCGCAAGUCAAUCGAAGCAGCCGAAGGAGUAGUCCCACCUCUCUCUCAUCACAAAAGUCUUGUCGAUUUAAACGAGGAUCCGGAUAGAGAAAUUGAUACUGGAAGUUCCAGGAAUUUCAAAGACAGUCAUCCAGGGAAGGACGAUCAUCCUGCAAUAAUCUCCAUCCAACAACAAAAUGCUGAAUCAAAAAAAGAUCAUGUGUACUUUCGACAAAUCGAUCCCAAGCUCUCGGCCUGGCUGUACAGCGUCAAGCUUGGACUCACUGAGUCGCUAUACAAGGAAAUAACAGAGAAGAACGAAAAAGAUAUCUCAAGUUUCAUUAAAACUCUAGCUUUGAAGUUGAAUCCACCAGUGAAUGAAAAUCGGAGAGCAAAGAUUUUUAUUGAGGAAUUGACGAGUCACAAAUCAAGCAAUAAUCUGAAAGAAUUCGCCCACCUUCUCUGGUGUAUCAACUCAGCAUUCAUCAUGAGAUUUGAACCAACAGAGAAUCAUUAUUUUGAAGAACAACUUUCAGUUCAUGGCUGGAUUCUAAAUCUUUUUGAGGAGACUAGACCAUCUCAAAGUGCCUCGAUGGAAAAUCAAAAUACCGAAGCAAGCCUUACAAACCUCCUGAGGAAAGCCCUUGCUUCAAGGUAUUCAUUCCCAAGCUACUUGAUCUAUAAAAAUCUUGAUCUUGUCCUACCCACUGGUGUAGUUUGUGAAAGUCAGAUACGGAUGGCAGAAGCUGUGAUAAAUGUCCUGGCAUCUUAUUACAAGUCAAAAAAUUCGAUCAAGUGGACAUCCCUGUUCAACCGAGACGAGGAUUUUUUGAAUGCUCUCAAAAGAAGCAGAAGUUGGAAUCCGCGUCCUUCUCAAUAUGCGCUAAAUUGGAUAGACACAGAAGGAAAAGGAAUAGCUACUUUAAUCCCAUGGGAGAAUGAUAAUCUCGGCGGGUCGAUGUUGGCCAGGUAUAAGUUCCUUGACCCACGAGGCGAUUUCCAACUCAAAAAUAGGGUUCAAGAAAUAGAAGGAUCACUUGAACCUCACAAAACCUUGAUGACUAAUUUCAAACCUGUAGGGAAAUGGAUGUCCCAAGAAAAACCUGAGAAGUCGUGGGCACUGAUCUUGGCGAUUGGAAAUUUCUACCAUAACUUCAUUGAAGAAAAAUUUGGUCCCCCAGAUUGUGGAGAUAUGAUCAAAGAACUGGAGGCUUGGAGGUUCAAAAACAAGGACAACAACCUCAAUCUCGAGAAUUCUCAUGAUGAAUCGUUGCAAAAAAAAUUCCGCUCAAAUGUGCAAAAUUUAUUUGAAUUAAUAUGGAAAAUCAAUUCAAGGUUUCUUGAGAAUCUUGGUUGUGAAAUUAAUGAAGAAACCUUUUUGGAUGAACAGCAUGAACUGCAAAUCGAAUUUUUCCGAUUGCUGACUUUAUCGGUAGACCCUGAAUCAAGCAAACUUUAUUCACCAUCCCCCAAGAUAGAAAACGGGGUUGAAAUACAGCAAGAGCUCAUCAAAGCCCUGGAUUUUGAGGGCGAAAGAAUUGUUUACAAGAUUGAGAGGCGUGCACAUGAUGUAUCAGAAAAGCAAAUUGUGAUUACCAAAGCAGCAGUGGAAACAACCAAAUUCACACCAUUAAAAGAGAAUUUCAAUAUCAACCGUCUCAAAACAUAUUUAACAAAUUAA